Psammomys obesus (fat sand rat) is the source of this 1492-nucleotide messenger RNA. It is a transcript of the gene Prr15, whose product is annotated as proline rich 15. The transcript has 2 exons. The record is from RefSeq and is a predicted model, not a curated record. NCBI's taxonomy places the organism in Eukaryota, Metazoa, Chordata, Mammalia, Rodentia, Muridae. The coding region runs from base 555 to 929 and encodes 124 amino acids.
CCCUCCCCUUCUCCACGGUUCUGGUGUCCUCAGUCCUUUGACCAGCCACCAGCAGGAGGGCAGAUGUCCUUACGGACGCUCAGGAAAAGCGAGUGCGCCGGAGCCAGCAGCCGAGGUCCCAUCCCGCAGCCGCCGGGGAGCAGCGCGAGCGGGAAGGAGGAACGCGCCCCAGAAUGUGAGGCUCCCCUCCCUAGAGCGGCGGCGAAUGCAAAGGCUGUCCCUCCCUAGAGCGGCGGACCUGACAGCCCCUGCGAGCUGAGAGGACCGCGGCUUGUCCCACCGCGGGCGAGGGUCAGAGGUGUUGGGCGAGACCUGCCUCUCUCCGAGACCGCUAGCGACGCGGGACAACGCGCCCAAGCUGCAGGUGGCCCCGAGACGCCCCUCGGAGCUCUGGACAGCCUGCGCGGCACGGAGCCGCGGUGGCUUUGGAAGCUCCUGCAGGGCCCUCCCUAGGCUCCCUGGAAAGGCUGGAGUGAACAAUCUGAGACGACAGAGAUAGAGGGGACGUCCUGGCCCAAGGCGCGGGGUGCCUGGGGUCCCCAGGCCUACUGGCCAUGGCGGACAGUGGCAGCUCUGCCAGCAGCUCCGGCCCCUGGUGGAAAUCGUUAACCAGGAAGAAAAGCAAGGAAGUCCCGGUGGGGUUGCAGCCUCAGGUUCAGCCAGAGACCAAGGAUCCCUCACCACCUUACCCUGAUCGGACUAGUAGAGAAAACCAGCAUUCCAACGUCCUUGGGGACACCGGAGAGCCUCCCAGGUCAGAUAAGCUGUGUGAGGAGAAAUCAGGCAGCAGCCGGCGCAAUUUGAAGAUCUCACGUUCUGGCAGAUUCAAGGAGAAGAGGAAAGUGCGAGCCACGCUGCUCCCGGAAGGAGACAGGUCCACGGAGGAGGAGGCCGACCUUCCAGAUGACCCCCAGGAAGACAAGCAAUAGCCUGAGCAAGCUUCCAGGACUGUCUCUCUCUCUGUGGCGAGAGAAACACUAUUACCCCUGGCCCUAGCACUGGGUGUCCCACUUAAGUUCAGAAUGUUCAGGUGAACAAAGCCUUCAAGAUUUAAUUUUUUUUUUUUCUAGAAAAUGAAGGGUCAGCUGGGUCUUCAGUAUUCCAUGACUCCAGGACGAGUGAGUAUUUUUGUGGGAAGUUUAGGUAUCUGCUGCUGAGGAAGGUGGCUUUUUAAAAAGCUAUUCUGAGGUGUCACUGUUGCAGGAGGGAAAAGGCUAGAUGGAUAUUUCAGAGGCAAUGAGGAGGUGAUGGCCACUCCAGCUUCUUAAGUGAGGAAGCCAUGCUCUCUCCUAGGACUCUGGAGAACAAUUUACAGCACUGUUUUUAAUGGCUGGGAAAUGCACUUUAGGGUAUUACCCUAGAUUUAUUUUUAUGCGAAGGGAUGGGAGAGGACCCUCUCCCCAGGUUAGAAGUAUUGAGAAGAUUGCUUUAAGUGAGAACUGCAAAGCUGUAUGCCUGUUUAGUGUGCACUAUUAAAAUUGUUCAACUGUAA